CUUGAACAAGCGCGGAAUUAUUGUCCUGUCGAACUUUAUGUAAAUAUCUUUUUAAACCUGGAUUUCACAAAUGUUAAUUGAAAAAAAUCGGGAACCAACUUUACCUGCUUCAGAGUCGUCUGAACACCAAACAGAUUAUAAUCCCAGCACGACUGAAACAACUAAUCAAUCUGCAGACAAUCCUGGGCCUUGUCUAGAUAGCACCGCACGUAAAGCUGAUGGGAUGAGCGAUAGUGAUUUUGACGAACGGGAUGUUUCGGUAGAAGAUGAUGACAGUAUUCCUCCAGAGGAAGAUGCUGCUGACGAGGAAGAAGUAUCAAGUCUCAUGAAAGAAAGUCAAAUGUCAUUAGAUGAACUUUUAGCUACAUACGGAAUUCCUGCAAACCUUCACGGGAAAGACGGCGACUCUGUUGCAGUUUCCUGUAGCAACAUUUCCAGAGGUAAAUCUGGGCGCUUAAAAAGCAUUCGACACACUGUUACUCCUUCAAGUUUAGCUUCAUUACAGGAGGAAUCAGUAUCAUUACCUCCAGCUAAGAAGUUUCGUCGUGCUGCUCACAUAUCUCUCUGCUUAAAUAUUGGAAAUAAUGAUAUUUCUACAGGAGGAACUAGACUAGUAUCAUCAGCUGAUCACCCAACCAUUCGUUCAUCGUCAGAUAUUGAUGCAUUGGUUGAUAAAAACAAAGUCGAUACACCUCCAUUACGUUGUCUCACUGUAUUUCCACAUCCACACUCAGUCCCUUGUUCGCAUAGCACCAGUCCGGUGUCCAUAGAUAUAUCAUCUUCCGAUCCUCCUUCAGCCACUGCAACUUCUAAUUAUUCAAAACAGCAUGCCUCAGAAGACUCAAUUUAUUAGUCGCAAAAGCUCAUCGCGUAGUCAUCUACUUAGGUCCCGCUCAAAAUCUAACCUAGCUACCCAUACUUCUGAAUUAUUGGACAGUGCAACCCCACAUGAAGAGAAUCAGUUGGAGGAAGAGGAUGUUGAUACAAGUGUGCCUAACUUUGAGCUGGAUGUAGAGAAUCAUUUCCAGAAAAAUGAACAAACUACUGACGAUAAGUUUGAAGUCAACCAAGAUU
Molecule: messenger RNA, 1074 nt
Organism: Schistosoma margrebowiei
Lineage: Eukaryota; Metazoa; Platyhelminthes; Trematoda; Strigeidida; Schistosomatidae
Source: the annotation of a GenBank genome assembly